This is a messenger RNA of Gadus chalcogrammus (walleye pollock), 2227 nucleotides long. It is a transcript of the gene snx20, whose product is annotated as sorting nexin 20. The transcript is spliced from 3 exons. The record is from RefSeq and is a predicted model, not a curated record. Gene Ontology annotation, molecular function: phosphatidylinositol phosphate binding. Gene Ontology annotation, cellular component: early endosome membrane. NCBI's taxonomy places the organism in Eukaryota, Metazoa, Chordata, Actinopteri, Gadiformes, Gadidae. Gene Ontology annotation, biological process: protein transport. Bases 284 to 1207 code for a protein of 307 amino acids.
CUUACUAUGAGGAAAGCAAAAACGAGAAACUCUGAUAACGGUAACAAAGCACACCAGGACCUUUUACAGUAACUUACAAACCAAGGAGAAGCUACAGAGAGUCAGGAACCAGAGACAAAGGAAAGCUGGGGAGUGGGUCAAAACCACAGCUUAUUUUUUUCAGGGGCUGAAACAGUUGGUUAAAAUGUUUUUUUUGUCUUUUUACAGAUGGAUCGCUGAUCACCGUCGUCCCUUUGACCAUUUGUUCUACCUUCGUUGACCCUGACCUAAGCUGACAACUUCCAUGGCAGAAGGACAGCCAAUAGAAGCUCAGCACCAGCGGUCUCAUGGACACCAGCAGCAGAAUAAUCCAACCCGCCCAGAGCCGACUGAAACACAGGGGACCAGUACUCUAGAAGACCCAGUCUUUUCCUGUUUGACUACCAAGGAGCUCCAGCAGAACCUGAAGGAGAUGAAACAGAGAAACAGAGGCAUCAAGCUGCUGUUUGAAAUCAAUUCCACGCGCAUUAUUGAAGACAGCCUCACCAAAUAUGUGCUGUACCAGAUUGUGAUAAUGCGCUCCGGCAGCUACGACUCCCAGCGUGUUGCAAUAGAGCGCCGCUACAGCGACUUUUUCCGCUUCCACCAGCAGCUGCUGGAGAAGUUCAGCGAGGAGCUGGAGGAGGUGCACUUCCCCCGGAAGCUCCUCAGCGGGAAUUUCAACCCUGAAGUGAUCGCGGAACGCCGGUUGGGCCUUCAAGACUACCUCGGCAAAAUAUACGCCGUCCGAUGCGUCCGAUACUCGAGUCAUUUCCCCGAAUUCUUCACGGGACAGGAGCAGAGGCGUGCCCACGACCUGCUGCGCGCGGGGCAGUUCAAGCCCGCCACGGAGCAGCUCCAGGCCACCCUGACCCUCCUGGAGAAGGUGGCCCCCUGGCAGAGCGCCACCCUGCUGGUCCCCACGCUGUGCGCCCUGGCCGUGGGCCACCGGGACCUGGAGGAGCUGGGAGAGGCGUUCUCCGCGGCGCACAGGGCGCUGCCCGCCGUCCGGCGCUACGGGCUCCGCCGGUACAGAGCGGCCCUGCUGGAGCUGCUGGUGGACGUGGGCUACCAGCUGCAUCGGCCCGUAGCCCAGCUCCAGGAGGAGCUGAGCCUGUUUAGGGAUUCAGAGAGGGGGCGGGUGUCUUCUGCUUCACUGAAAGAGGUGGUGGUGCAGGAGUUUACCUGAGGACAGAGGCCCUCUGGGCGGGGCCCGCUGAAGGGGGGCCUCUGGAAGGGGCCCUCUGGGAGGGGCCCCAUGAAUGAGAGCCUCUGGGCGGGGCCUGCUGAAGGGGGGCCUCUGGAAGGAGGCCCUCUGGGAGAGUCCCCAUGAAUGAGGGCCUCUGGGUGGGGCCUGUUGAAUGGAGCCUAUUGAGCCUAUCUGGGAGGGGCCCGUUGAAUGUGCAUCACGGUUGCUAAGAGGUCUCUACGAACCUUGGAUCAUGUUUAAAUCUGAAUGUAAAAUUGGUUGUUCCACUUCCAGGAACAACUAGUGGCCCCGGAGAACGUAAACCAGCAACAGGGACCAUUUUAGGAAUCCAUAAAUUGAUUAAAAGACCAAAUUACAAUCUAGUCAAAAUGAUAGCACUGUAAGUGUAGCUCCUUGUUUUAGUGAUUAAACCUAAUCCCUGUGUUAUAAGGAAGUCACAACGCAUUGAGCAAAAUGUUUACGCAGACAAUGUUAUCAGGUCAAACGAAGGGGAAGGAAGAGCGUCCUAGAUUCUGAUGUCAGUUUCUGGUCCGCAAAUUAGUUUAGCCUGUUGAAAUCAUGUGGCUUUAUUAAGAGGCCCAUUUCACAUGCACAAGUGUAAAUGUACUAAAAACAAACGUCAUGAAUCAGAAGCCCCAUCAAAAUCACAGCCCUUGUAUGCAUCUUUACCAAAAUAAAGUAUUGAAAAACAGAAAUAGUAGCCUUGUUGAAUGAGUACACUGAUCUAUAAUGUUCUGCGUAUUUCACCAACAUGCUCAAGUAUACAUAUAGACUAUUAGAUGUUUAAUUAAUUUUAAGAAGAACGGGUUGCAUUAGCUUAUUAUGUAGGCCUAUUGAAUGUAAAAUCACCUUCAAACCUAACAAUCUAACCUAAAUCUAUCCAUCCCUAAAAGACACCCUAAACUUGACCAAAUGCAUAAACUUAACUAUAACUCAACUAUAACUAAACACCUCUUACCCAUAUACCUUAACCUAAAAGGCCAGACUCACAACCAUCCU